Elephantulus edwardii (Cape elephant shrew) is the source of this 315-nucleotide messenger RNA. RefSeq names its product keratin, type II microfibrillar, component 7C-like. The record is from RefSeq and is a predicted model, not a curated record. The coding region runs from base 1 to 315 and encodes 104 amino acids. Lineage: Eukaryota; Metazoa; Chordata; Mammalia; Macroscelidea; Macroscelididae. The transcript has 2 exons.
AUGACCUGUGGAUUCGGUCCCCGCGCCUUCAGCUGCGCCUCCGCCUGCGGGCCCCGGCCCGGCCGCUGCUGCAUCACCGCCGCCCCCUAUCGCGGCAUCUCCUGCUACCGCGGCCUCACCGGGGGCUUCGGGAGCCGCAGCGUCUGCGGGGGAUUCCGCGCUGGCUCCUGCGGACGCAGCUUCGGCUACCGCUCUGGCGGCGUGUGCGGGCCCAGCCCUCCCUGCAUCACCUCCGUGUCUGGGGCGGCGGUGAUGCAGCAGCGGCCGGGCCGGGGCCCGCAGGCGGAGGCGCAGCUGAAGGCGCGGCCACAGUAA